GCGCUACGAAGCAGCAGCAACAGCGGAUUUCGCGCGUCGGCGGCGUAUAAAAUACAGCUAAUAAAUAUAAAUGUAGUGUGUACCUAGUCAUGCGCGAGUAAAAUAGGCGGAUUUGGGUUAACGCAGCGACGAUUGAUAGCGCGCGUCUCGCCAAAUCGCUACUUCGGUAGCGCGCUCACAGUCGCUAAUAAUCGUUAACGACAGCACUCCGCUCAGCGCGCGCUCACACCUACACAACCACUUGCAUGUACGUGCUCACCGCUCAGGCCACCCACCGCCAGUCGCACGACCGCAAAGCCAAAGAGACCAACCACAAGAGAUACACAUCAUUCACACAAUUCACAUCCGCCUUUGUAAGCUGGGAGGCAACGAACCAGCAAGCGAGCACAGACAGACGACAGCGUCGGCAGCACGACGCAUCAGCUGAGCCGUACACAGUCUAGCUGUGAACUGUGGUCUUGGGUGGACGCUCUGUGAGCCACUUUUGCUUUUAUUUUCAAACAAAAUUAAGAAUAACAAUAGAAACACGGUUGCUGCCGCUUUGUAAUCGUCGGUGGCUACCUACCACACCACAAAGAGCUGAUGAUUCUUCAGUCUGCCAAAGCGCUCGUGUCACGUUGGUGGUGCAUGCGAAAAGCAUAAAGCGAAGAAUGAAAAUUUUCUAAAAUACAAAUAAGUAAAUAAUUAAAUAAUAAUGCAAAUAAGUAUAUAAAUUUGGGUGCUGCUUUGUUGCCAUUAAAUUAAUUUCUGUUUGGCGUUCGGUGCUCGCGAACAGAGACGCGGAAAACGUUGGGCGCGUUUGAAGAAACAAGCAGAAAUCAUACGUGUGUUGAAAUGAAUUAAUGUGUUCGAAAUCAUAACAAAAACAAUGCAGCGCGUGUGUGUGUGCUCCGCCAUAAACUAAACAAAUUACGAAAGACGCCAGAAAAGCUGGCGCUCCAACUGAAAAUAAGCAUAUAAAUAAAAAAAUAAAUAAGCCAAGGGCGGCGGAGUGUUGAGUUUACAAACAGUGUGUGCAUUUUACAUAUCGAGAUUAGGGCCAAGCGCAGCGAAUUCUUCUAAAAGUGUGUUCAUUGGAAAUAGAAUUCGAGCGUUUUGUGUUGAAGUCAACAAGCAAUAAAGUGGCGGGCAGCAGAGCUGUGCAAAGAAGUGCUGUUAGAUAGUUCCAGCGCGGCGCGGCGGUCACAUCAGAGUAAACGACACUCUGGCAACCUCAGCGCCAAGUACAUGAAACAAGUGCGUCAAAUAUCAAAUUCAAACAAAUUUUAGCAACCAUUUAAAGCUGAAGAAAUACAAGACAAUUUAACAAAGUAAAAUAUGCAGAGAGGCUUUUUGCAGCGCGCCAAUAAUUCUAAACGACGCUUAUGCCAUGUAAAUGCCGCGGAGAGUGAAACGAGUUAAGUGUACCAUAUUUGCGAGGCAAAAGUAACAAUCAAAUUGAAUAAAUUAUGAGUGAAUUGUAGACGAAAGUCAUUGAGUGCACUAUGUGAAGUUUUGUGGCGUCACAAAUGGUCGUUAACUCACAAACCGUUAGCUAACGUGCUCAAACAAAUAAAAAAAAUUAACUAAACGUGCAGCAGAAAAAAGCUUAAAGUGUAAAAAUAGAGGCAAAUCAACAAAAAGAAUAAAAUUUUAUAAAAAAGAAAGAAAUUGAUAUAAUUUUUAAAAAUUAAAACUAUUGUUUAGUAAGCGGUGCGCUUAAACAUGGAUGAGGAAAAGUUAAACACGCCGUUAGUGUCGAAGGAGACAUCCGACAGCGCGAUUAUCGUGCCACAAGCCGCCGCCGUGGCCACUGGCGCAGCGACAACAGCCGGUGUGGGCGACAAUGGCACACCGACUGCUGCCGCACAGCAAAGACAAGCUGCCGCCGCCGCCACUACAACUGCAGCCAGCGAUGCGCUGAAUGGCACAGCCACAACCAAUGUCAAUUUGAAUGCAAAUACUCAGUUGAGCAUAGCAGCGCCAGUGUUAUUGCAGCCGCAGCAGCAGCAGCAACAGCCACAACAACUAACACUACUGCCCUACAGCAACCAUACAAAUUUUGUUGGCAACAAUCUGAAGAAUGGCGCUCUAAGUCACAACUCGCAAAAUAAUCUAUGCAAUGGCGGUAUUCCCAGUCAAAAUCACAUACUCGCACCAAAGAUACAAAAUAGCUGCAGUCCAAAUGGUCACAAGAAAGGCACCGUCACACUGUCACACCUGCCACAGCGGCCGCCAGUCGACAUCGAGUUUGCUGAUAUUUCAUAUUCCGUCUCGGAAGGACGAAGGCGCGGCUUGAAGACCAUACUGAAAAGUGUAUCGGGCAAGUUUCGCAAUGGCGAACUCACCGCCAUCAUGGGACCGUCCGGUGCGGGGAAGAGUACACUUAUGAACAUUCUGGCCGGCUACAAAACAUCGCAGCUGAGCGGCUCGGUGAUGAUCAAUGGCAAAGAGCGUAAUCUGCGGCGUUUUCGUAAACUUUCCUGCUACAUCAUGCAAGAUGAUAUACUCAUCGCAAAUCUCACAGUGCAUGAAGCCAUGAUGAUCUCGGCCAAUCUCAAGUUGGGCAAAGAUAUGAAUUUGGCAGCCAAACGCGUUGUUGUACACGAGAUACUCGAAACGAUCGGUUUGAAGGAUUCCAGUAAUACGAAGACCUGCAAUCUGUCGGGCGGACAACGUAAACGACUCUCGAUCGCACUCGAGUUGGUUAACAAUCCACCAGUGAUGUUCUUUGACGAGCCGACAUCCGGUUUGGAUAGUUCAACGUGUUUCCAGCUAAUUUCUUUGCUCAAGUCGUUGGCACGUGGCGGUCGCACUAUCGUUUGCACCAUUCACCAGCCGUCGGCGCGUCUCUUUGAAAAGUUCGAUCACUUGUACAUGCUCGCCGAGGGCCAGUGCAUGUACGAAGGACGCGUACGCGGUCUGGUGCCAUUCCUCUCGUCGCUCGGCUACAACUGCCCUUCAUAUCACAAUCCGGCCGAUUAUGUGCUGGAGGUAGCCAGCGGCGAGUAUGGCGAAUCUGUGCAAAAGCUGGUGGCGGCGGUCAAAAGCGGCGAGUGCAAGAAAUUCAGUCACAAAGACUACGGCUUAACGGCCGUGCGCGGCAUAGCCAAUGACAUUGUCAAAGGUGACAAUGACUGCAACAACUCCAACAGCACAAGUACGAACAAUGCAACUCUGACGGCAACCACAACCCUAACACUGGAGGAUGAAAAAUGCAAAAUGGAUGAAAUGUCCAGCACUUUAAUGUCACAUUCGAAUGCACUCAAUAAUCCCAUCUUGGAGACGCAACAAUCACAACUAUCCGACUGCACAGUGAUCAACUUGAACAUUCCAAACAGCAACAAUGACAAUGGCAACUCCAACAGCGGACUGCCCUACAGCUGCAGCUUUAGUUCGAAGGGCGGCCAAGUUGCGCUCACCGGCGCUGCUGAGAAGGCAGCCGCCGCCGGUUGCACCACCUCGCUCUUGGACUCGCACGAAAGUGUUGUCACGCUGCCCAACAGCUCGGGCUUCCCCACCAGCGGCUGGACGCAGUUCUGGAUUCUGCUGAAGCGCUCGUUUGUGACCAUCAUGCGCGAUCGCAUGCUGACACAUAUGCGUUUGGCCUCGCACGUCAUUGUCGGCGCCAUUAUCGGCAUGAUCUACUACGAUGUGGGCAAUGAAGCUUCGAAAGUGAUGAGCAAUGCGGGUUGUAUAUUCUUCACCACGCUCUUCACCAUGUUCACGGCGAUGAUGCCGACGAUAUUGACGUUUCCUACUGAAAUGUCGGUGUUUGUGCGUGAGCACUUGAACUAUUGGUACUCGCUGAAGGCAUUCUACUUUGCCAAGACAAUGGCUGAUCUGCCCUUUCAGAUCGUCUUCUCCAGCGUCUAUGUGAUCGUCGUCUACUAUUUGACCUCCCAACCCAUGGAGUGGAUGCGCAUCUCGAUGUUCGUCUUCAUUUGCGUGCUCACCUCGCUGGUGGCGCAGUCGCUCGGCCUACUCAUCGGUGCUGGCAUGAAUAUCGAAGCGGGCGUCUUUCUCGGCCCCGUCACAACAAUACCAACCAUACUCUUCUCCGGCUUCUUCGUUAACUUCGACACCAUACCGGGCUACCUGCAGUGGGUGACCUAUGUCAGCUAUGUGCGCUAUGGUUUCGAAGGCGCCAUGGUGUCGAUAUAUGGCAUGGAUCGCGCCAAAUUGGAGUGCCAUGAAAUGUACUGCCAUUUUCGCAGUCCCAAGAAGUUCUUGGAGGAGAUGUCAAUGGACAAUGCCGAGUACUGGAUAGAUGCGGUGGCACUGCUCGGCACUUUCGUGGCGUUGCGUAUUAUCGCGUAUUUCGUGCUGCGCUGGAAGCUGCACCUCAUACGCUAAGCGCUCGUCGCAUAUAUAUAGUAUAUAGUUGUACGGUGUAAUUAUAUUAUGUAUAUCUAUGUUAUGUAUUUAUAAGUAGAGACAGUCACAAAGACAGUUCCAUAAGCAUUUCACGCUGAUUUCAGUUUGUUUGGGAUCAUACGUUUAAUGUGUGUGUGUGUUUUUUAUACCAUAUAUAUUGAACUUGAUAUUAUUUAGCGUCUUCAAUUGAUAUAAAUAUUUUUUAUUAUCGUAGAAUUUUUACGCAUACGGAUCAUGUAAUUUACUAGUAAUCAAAUAACUGUACUAUAUGUAUGUAUGUAUAUAUAUUAAGAUGCAUGCUUGCUUGCGGUGCUUUAAUUUUCUUUCCACUCCCCACUUUUGUUACUACAUAAGAAUUUUUAUGGCAAAAAGUUGGCAUAUUUGUAAGAUUAGCGCAUAAAUAGCUUGAAAUAUUAUUAUAGGAAAUAUUAGAUUUUCAAUAAAACACUACAAAUCAAAAUGAGACAGCUUUAUUAUACAAGAUAAAGAGAUAUUGAAAACGUAUGCUUAAUCGAAGCGGUUUUUUUUUAGAUAUUAUACAUAUGUAUGUUAGCUACGAAUGCCACUAACCGAUGUAUGUCACCAAUGAAACGACCGUUCUCACAACAGUCGGGUCUGAAUAAUCGAAAAGGACACGGAUUUUUUCCGGCCUAGCACUGUUAGCUCGACAAUAUUCCUCGAAAUCUUUUCAGGAAUGUUUUCUGCCGCUACAACAACAAUAAAACAACAACCAACGAAGUCGCCCUUAAAACUGUUUGGUACAUAUUCGAAAAUGGCGACCAAGUAUACCACAGUUAGCUUGAACUAUGCAAAAUUGGAACAGUUUUUCGAAAACCCAUUGAGCCAUUAAUUUUGUUACGAUAACCCUUAUAGCGCCAAACAUCACUAAAAACGAAGAUUUUUGAGUAAAAAUUAUCACUAGUAUUCAAAAAGAUUUCUAAAUUUUAUAAUUUUGUUUCCUUACUUUUUAUUUUUAAACAUUUAGGUUAGAUUUGUCUGAAUAAAAUUCACCAUAUUGCCGCCUAAAAUUUAUUGCGCCAUUUCCUUGAAUUCGCGUGAAUUUUAUUUAUAGAUUAUAGCAUACUUUUCAGCGCGGAAAAUUUGAUUUAAUACGAACAAAUUGCGGCCAAGAAAUAAUAACUGAAGAUUUUAUUGCUCGAUAGUUUAUCUUCACAUUUAAAAAUUGAUGCCAGGAAAUAUUUCAAAGCUAAGAGUCUUGGUCCACGAUAAAAUAUUCCUUGGAAAUUAUUCGAACCCUUUAAAUAAAUUUUAAAGAAACAAAUUUCUUGCUCAUUGUUAUUAAAACUUGUCACUAGGGAAAAAUUUGCAAAUAUCAUAUGCUGGUUCCCUUCAGUUCUUCGUUACACCCAUCUUUCUCUUUCUGGACCAGAUUGUCUGCGAUAAAUUUCAAUUAUCAGGCAGAAGAAUGUCAAGUGAAGGUAUUUUAUUUCGAUAAAUUGUUGACUUAGAUUCGACUACACAGAAAGGCAUACUUCUAGGCUAACGGGAUAUUUUAGUUAGUAGUAUUUGUGAUGGGAAUACACUCUUUUAGGUUCGUUUACUCAAUCAGUCAGCUGUCAGUUAAGUUUUGGUUAAAAAAAUGUUAUUUACCUAUUAAAAAAUCUCUUUACCGUUUAAGUUAACCAGUAAUUAUCUGAUAGAAAACGGUCAUAAGUUGUGUUCAGAUCUAUGAAAUCGAGACGACAACAAAGAUGAAAGGCUCUUUUGAUUCACUUCAAUUCAAAAUAUAAUUAAAAAAAGAAAGUAUAUAUAAAAAAGUACUCUUUGGAAAACGCCCAAAAGUAUGCACAAAAUUAAACCCAAAUUGCCAUUUAUAACAGACAAAUUCGUAUGUAAAUAUGUGUGUUACAAACAAAGCCAUUAUUCGCUCUCCAACAGCAAAUGAUUUAUAUCCCACAUUUAUAAAGACAUAUUAAUUUAAACACACUUAAUCCAAAAAAUAAUAAUAAAUUCAUAAUAUUUUUAAGAAAAGGUUACAAGCAAUUAUGUACAAGACGCGAUAUAUAUGUAUACUCGAUAUAUGGCAUUAAGAAACCGUCAAAGAAGAAGCUGAAGCAAGCAUGCUGAGGUGAUAUUGAAGAAAUUGUGAUAUGUCUGCGUUGUUUGAUAUUAAUUUCUUUUAAUAAUAAAAUAAAAAAUUGUAUUAGAAAGUCUAACUACAUUAUACUCGUACAUAAAGAUUUUUUUCACUUGCUGCAAUGCCAAAUACUAUAGAGAUCUGUAUGUAAAAUAUGUUUGAAUAUUUCUUUUUGGUAUUUUAUUGUGCGCUUUUGGCGUUUACUUUUUAUUAAAUAAAUAAAAUAAGUGUAAAUAAUAUUAUAAAAUUUUUUUCUGCCUUGAAAAAGUUGGAAUUUGUAUGUGAUGGACUUUAUGAGCAUUGAUUGUGUGUUUGGAAAACGUUUUUAGAUCAAUAUAGUGCGAACUGUUUUACCUAUUAUGAAGUAGUUUAUUUUUGUAGUGCGAUUUAGGUUAAGUGUUGGAAACUAACGAAAUUCGUAAGAAAAAAACUUAAGAAAGAUAGUAAAAAAGUUGAAAGGUGCGCAUAACCGGGUUUUAAUGUAAGAAGUGGUGGACUGUUGAGUAUCUCAAACGAAAUAUAAAAGUAGAUUCAUGAUUUUAAUGGAAGCUAUGUUUGAGAAGACGAAUUUUAGAUUGCGUAGGCUAAGUGGUUGCAAAUUAGAGUUGUAAUGUUCAAGUGAGUCAAGAAGAAAGAAAUUGCAAUAAACGCAUUUUGUAUAAUGUUUGCUAUUUAAAUGAACACACUUAUAAAGUCAUCCGUUUGAAGCAUAAAAGUAAGCAAUACAAUUUUCUUAAGGCGCGAGUUUUUGAAAAUUUUUUUGCAUUUUUUCGCUAAAAUGUCAUCUUCUUUUUCUAUAGAGAAGCCUCACUUUCGUGUCAAGACAUAAAUAGCCAGGAAGAUUAAAUAAAAAAAGUUAAUUAUACAUCAUUUAUAAUUAUAAAAUACUUGAACUGAUUAAAAAAUUAAGAAAAAAUUAAGAAAAAAUUUAUAAAAAUGCAAACUGUAAGAAAAAAUUAAAAAUAGAAUAUAAUAUCUUAGUGUGCACUAAACCAUUAAAUUAUGAAAAACUUAAAACAAAAACUCAGUAAGAGCAUCUACACAGACAUAUAAAGUAAUAGUUGAAAGAAAAGUCCCUCAUAAAAACCUAACCUAUCAAAA
Molecule: messenger RNA, 7555 nt
Organism: Bactrocera dorsalis (oriental fruit fly)
Lineage: Eukaryota; Metazoa; Arthropoda; Insecta; Diptera; Tephritidae
Gene: Atet
Product: ATP-binding cassette sub-family G member 1
Exons: 7
Coding region: 1705-4335 (876 amino acids)
Cellular component (GO): plasma membrane
Molecular function (GO): ATP hydrolysis activity; ATP binding; ABC-type transporter activity
Source: RefSeq, a predicted model, not a curated record